Xyrauchen texanus (razorback sucker) is the source of this 4612-nucleotide messenger RNA. RefSeq names its product repulsive guidance molecule BMP co-receptor b (gene rgmb). Bases 331 to 1641 code for a protein of 436 amino acids. The transcript is spliced from 3 exons. Gene Ontology annotation, molecular function: coreceptor activity. The record is from RefSeq and is a predicted model, not a curated record. Gene Ontology annotation, biological process: BMP signaling pathway. Gene Ontology annotation, cellular component: plasma membrane. Lineage: Eukaryota; Metazoa; Chordata; Actinopteri; Cypriniformes; Catostomidae.
UAUUAGAUUUCCUUGUGGCGGAGAAAUCUGACGUGUAGGCAACAUGAAUCGGGCGAUCGCGGAACGCAGAUUAAUUUGAGCGCGUUAACACAUUUCUUUCGGACUAAUUGUAUAUGUAAUAGGAAAACAAAUUAGAUAGUGUUUUUCUCCCAUGCUACAGGAUAAAAAAAAAUAUCGAAAAUCGUUACUUUGUUUCUCUUUUGCGUUAUCGCCUGCGGUGUGUGUUACCUAAAAGUAGUCACGUCUUUAGAAAAGAUCGGGAGUGAAGUCGGGAGAAGCGAGGCCCGAUCUCUUAACCCGUGGAGUACUCUUGAGUCUCUGGAUGGAUGGAUGGGUAUGGGGACAGCAGGAUCUUACUACCCCGGGGCUGAGCGCCUCAUCUCUCCGGCACUGUAUCUACUAGUGCUGUGUACAAUCUCAUCUCUCACUCACACAGGUGAGAGCCAGGUGCAAACUCCACAGUGCCGGAUCCAGAAGUGCACCAGUGACUUCGUCUCACUCACUUCUCAUCUUAACCCUUCAUUGGAUGGCUUUGAUACCGAAUUCUGCAAGGCGUUGCGAGCCUACUCCGCCUGCACCCAGCGUACCUCCAAGAGCUGCAGGGGCAAUCUGGUCUUCCACUCUGCCAUGCUGGGCAUCAGUGAUCUCAUGAGCCAGAGGAACUGCUCUAAGGAUGGGCCCACAUCAUCUACCUAUCCCGUCAUCCCCAUUGAACCGUGUAACUACCACAGCCGCCACCACCACCAUGCAGCACGGCCUGGGAUGGGGACUGGGGUUCCAGAACACCCACGACCAACCUACCUGUUCUGUGGUCUGUUCGGAGACCCCCAUCUUAGGACUUUCAAGGACCAUUUUCAGACCUGUAAGGUUGAAGGGGCGUGGCCUCUCAUUGAUAACAAUUACCUGUCAGUACAGGUCACAAAUGUUCCAGUGGUGCUUGGAUCCAGCGCCACAGCAACUAAUAAGAUCACAAUCAUCUUCAAACCAUACCAAGAAUGCACGGACCAGAAGGUCUACCAGGCCGUUACAGAUGACCUACCUGCUGCCUUCGUGGAUGGCACCAUCAGCGGGGGCGAUAGCGAGACCCGUAGCAUCUGGAUCCUGGAGAAGUUACCUGACCGGCACAUAGAGAUCCACGCUGCAUACAUCGGGGUCACCAUCAUAGUACGUCAGCAGGGUCGUUACCUGACGCUAGCUGUGCGCAUGCCAGAGGAGCUCGCCAUGGCCUUUGACGAGACGCAGGACCUGCAGCUGUGCAUGAAUGGUUGCCCCACGUCAGAGCGCAUUGACCAAGAGGGACACCUUCAGCUGCCCGUGCUGGGCCUCCAGCAGGCCGGCUUUCAGCCGCAGGCCAGGGUCGAAGCCCAGAGAGUGGUUUUCACCCUUGAAAGUGCCUCCAGGAAGUGCAGGGAACAGCUGGAGGUUAAAGACAUCUAUUUCCAUUCAUGUGUGUUUGACCUGCUCACCACAGGAGAUGCAAACUUCACCACUGCCGCUUACAAUGCCCUCAAAGAUAUGGAGACUCUGCACCCCAAGAGGGAGCGCUGGCAUAUUUUUCCUAACUCAGCUGCUGGGCUGAGGCCAUUUCCAUUGCUCCUACAUGCACUGCUAAUGGGCUUUCUCAUCACUGUGCUUUUAUAAUGCGUGCAGUGUUUUGGUGACUGUGUUUAAAAAACUAAAUAAAAACUAAAAAAAAAAAACUUAUGGGGCUAAAGAUGAGACUGUACAAAAUUGUAAGGGAUACAAACCUUCAUUAGACUGUACAAACCUUGUUAGAAUACAAACCUUCAUUAGACUGUACAUUUUGUGUCAAUUAUGUUUUCAAGAGAGCUGAAGAUUGUACAUUUUUGUGAGUGGGUUUUGUCAUGUUUUUGUCCUCAGGAGAGGAAAUCUUAAUGGAAGCACUUUAUUUUUAUUAUUAUUAUGGUUUUUAUUUUUUUGCAACUAGAAAACAUGUGUUCCAUGGAACCAGUGCUCAAUGAUCUUUGUUAGUGAACUUUCUUGGUACACUCUGCGCUUUUUCUUGAUACAUUUCAGUAGAUCUCUGUACAAAUGGUACUUACCUCACAAAUUGACUCUGUAGAACUGUGUUGAGCGUUUUUUAUGAUGUGGCUGGCGUAGUGAUUGUGUGAUAAAUGUUUAAAGAAGGAUCCUGUUUAUUAGACAUUCACUUUAUCUAUUUGUGCAUUCUUAUUUUUAGUUCUAGUACUCUGUGCUGUUGAGUAACGAAUUCAGGCAAACACAAUAGAUGUAGGUUUAAAUGCACUUUUUGAAUUUUACUGUCAUUAACCUUUGGAAUUGUUCUAUUGGAACAGGCCAUUGCCAAGUCCAGCCCUACAUUUUAUAAAUGACAAUCAGAACUUCUUUUGUUUGGUACAAAAUCUACCUAAUGAAUCAUCAAUCCUUUUUAGAGACACCAAAAUAUUUAUGAUUUAUAUUAAAAGUUUCAUCCUUUUCCGAUUCAUUUCAUAAUAAGUGGCUCUAACCGAAUGAACUGGAAAAUGGAUAUUGCAUGAGUGCUAAAGUGGGCAAUGUUUCAUUUUCCUAGUGACUCCUACAUCCUUUAGAAUGUCUCCUUGCAAGAUUACAUUUAUUAGAUUUGUCCCUUUGAAAAACAAAUUGACUAUCUGUUAAAAGUGUUAAAUCGGAAGUAUGUAAUUUCUAUGAAACUAGCGGCAGUGGGUCUCUCAAAACAAACACAUACAUUUUUAUAGGGCCACAGAGAUACAGUAAUUACAGUUUUCAAGAAAAUUUAAUUAUGAAUGGCUUACUUAAGAGUUGUCUCUGCAUAUUAAGAUGAGAUUUUAACACUGAUAAAGUUACAUACUUCAGCUUUAAGUUCCCUUGCAUCCUUGUUUUAUCCUUGACCAAAGACGAGAUACAGCAUAGCUGGCUGAAACGCAACACAUAUCAGAUUGAUCUUUCGCCAGAUGUAGGCUUCCCCUAUAGAAUUUGUUUUGCCAAAAAAGAUUGUUUGAGUUACACUUAUUCUGAACACAUGACUAUCAAACACUGAAUGGUAUUGUCAUAGGUUUAGCAAACCAGUGCCAUAAUUCAGCUCACCUGACUGGUUUAGCCUAUUUGUGGUGCACAAAGCAGAAAUGAUAAAUGUUAAAGGAAUAUUCCAGAUUAAAUACAAGUAAAGCUCAAUGAACACCAUCUGUGGUAUGAUGUUGAUAACCACAAAAAAUAAUUUUGUCUUGCCCCUCCUUUUCUUUAUAAAAAGAAUAAAUAUGGGUUACACUGAGGCGCUUAGAGGGGCCAAUGUGUAAACUAUAAAUACUCACUAUUUCAAAAGUAUAGACAUCGACAUUGUGUGUAAAUAUGAUUUUAGUGGGAUAAAAUUGCUUAAUAACCCUUUCUGUGUAAAGUUAUAACCAAAUUAACAACUUUGUUGCCAUGACGAUGUAAUAUCAACAAACCCUAAAAUAUCUGUAAAAAAAUUACAAUUUAAACUUACAGCUCAAAUGAUACAUGAGUUUAGCAGAAGAAUGAAUGUAAGAGCUUUUAUAAAAUUAUAAGCUUCACAUUGCUGCCUUUAAAACCUCCAAAAAUUGUAAGUGCCUCACUUCAACCUCGAUUUUUGCAUUUUAAAGAAAGGGACGGACAAGUCUAAAUUAUUUUUUGUGAUAAUCAACAUUAUGCCACAAAUGCUGUUGAUUGAGCUUAACUUGUAUUGAACCCGGAAUAUUCCUUUAAAAUAAAUAAUUCUCUCAGUAUUUGUUAUUUGGCCCUUCAAAGAACAUCCUUUAUGUUAUUUUGUCAUCCAGAAGUGCAACUUGAGCCACAGUUCCUUUGCUAAAAUGAUGCUGAAUACACAUCACCUGUGAUGUCAUGUAGAGAAGUUCAGUGCAUAUGAAGUAACUGCAGAAACUCCUUAUGUCUCCAUUUGCUUUGAGCUUGGCAUUUGGUCUGAUGUACAUUAAAUGACCUUGACAUCAUUCAUUUGGUGAAAUAGAAUGCUAUUCUUUUUGGGCCAUUUCAGUAACUGCCUUACUGUCCGACUACUUGGAGAAAACUCAUGCCAACACUCCUAAUACGCAUUUUCGUUACCAAGACUUGCUACUGUAGAGCCAUCAUUGUUUAUUUGUUUAUUUGCAACUACUGCCAGUGCUGAAGAGCUGCUACAAUACUGUGACAAGUGUAAUAGAUUGUAUUUGGAACACUGGGAGUUUCACAGGCAGUGAUUGGCCGGAUCCUUAACAGGAUUAUUUGAUUGGCCGAAUGGCCUGAAUCCAUGUGGGAUUUUUAUUGUAGAUUCCAGAACAAGGCAUCAGAGUGCAAUUAACUGCAAAGGAAAGCCUUCAUCCUGUGUUUUUGCUUUUCACAUUUGAUCUUGUGAUCUCUUAAUUUUGUUGUGAACAUUGUUUUUUGUGAAGAGUGACUGCUCAAUGUUUAUACUUAAAUUAUUUAUGAAAUAUAGUGUCUUGUUAGAGAAGUUAAGCUCCAUACUCAUGCUGUUGAAAAAAGUUUGAGAUGUGAUAUUAUUGCCACCUAGUGGGUCACCAUCGUUAUAUCAGUGUUUUAGUAUUGUAUGAAUGCUGUUUAAAAAAAAAAAAACAAUGGAGAAAAAAAAUGAAAACAUUUGUUAUUUAAAACAAUAAAUCAAAAA